CUCUGUUCCGAUUUCUCUCAUCGCCGCUUCUCUCACUUUGAAAACCACCGAGAGCAGCGGAAGUUGCCGGAGGUCGUUCUCCGAGCCCUAGAACUCCAUUUUCAGGUUUCUCAAACGGGAACUCUUUUAUCUACUUAGUGCCUAGCCAAACUACAUCUGCUCAAGGUCAAAUGAUGUCGUCUGAGGACCAAUUUCCUUUACAGCAGCCAUACUUGUCUGCUGGACAUAUUGAAGAAAAAGUUUCCAGUCAUUCAGAAACAAUGCCUUUGCGUUCACGGAACACAGCACUAGUUGUUCAACAUUCACAAGCCAAAACUGAACUUGUUAUUCUUUCAGAAACAAAGGCAUUGCAUUCAGGAGAUACCGGUCCUUCCAAGUCAGCAGAUCUGAAGUUGGAAAAAUCUGAAAUUAAACUUGAGCAUGAAGCAUCUCCAAAGACUUUAGAGUCAAGGCCGCAUCAGCUCAAUUCCUCUUCUGCCUUUUCUGGUCAUUCUGACAAACCUAUUAAGGCUGCACAGAUGCAUCCUGGUAUACAACCUGUUAGAGAUUCUCAAGGAUAUCAAUCUUUGACCAAGAUAUCUUCCACUACUUAUCAAGGACACAGUUUUCCUUACCCUAGAAAUACUUUCUCUGGAUCCACGUCAACUUAUCCAACUGCAAACAAUAACUACCGGUUUCAGAUAAGGGAUAAGCCAAACUUCCAAAAAAGUUAUGGCGCACCUAAUGAGCUAGUUCGUGGUCCUCGUGCCAACAGAUUGAAGCCUCAUUCAAGUUCAUCUGUGGAGAAAGAUAACUUGAACCCUUCUUGGCAAGAAGAUCAGUAUAAUAAAUCUGACUUCCAAGUUAAAUAUGAGAAUGCAAAAUUUUUCAUGAUAAAAUCAUACAGUGAAGAUGAUAUCCAUAAGAGCAUCAAGUAUAGUGUAUGGGCAAGCACUGCGAAUGGGAACAAUAAGUUAGAUGCUGCUUUUCAGGAGGCGGAGAUGGAGAAGAUUGAUAAGGGUAUACAAUGCCCAAUAUUUCUUUUCUUUUCGGUGAACGCAAGUGGUCAGUUCGUAGGCUUGGCGGAGAUGACUGGGCCGGUUGAUUUCAAGAAGACCAUGGACUUCUGGCAGCAAGAUAAAUGGAAUGGCUUUUUUCCAGUAAAAUGGCACAUAAUAAAGGACAUUCCAAACAGGAAUUUUCAGCAUAUCACUCUUGAAAACAAUGACAAUAGAGCUGUAACUUUCAGCAGGGACACACAAGAGAUAAAACUUCCUCAAGGUCUAAAAAUGCUUCAGAUUUUUAAGGCUUACCAAUCGGGAACAUCAAUACUAGAUGAUUUUGACUUCUAUGAGGAGAAGGAAAAGUCACCGUCUGCCAAGAGAAAUGAACCAGCAUUGGCGCAUUCAAAUUCUGAUUCUCUAGAUGAAUGUUCUCUGGAAUAUUUGGAAUCCUCAUUUAAAAAUAUGAAAGUGCAAGAAAGACCUCAAUCAUAUCUCGAAUCACAGUAUCAACCAAGAGCCAGAUCAUAUUUUGAAACUCAGUAUCAAGGAAGACCCCGAUCAUAUUUUGAAUCACAGUAUCAAGCAAAACCAAGAUCGUAUUUUGAAUCGCAGUACCAAGCAAAACCUAGAUCAUAUUUUGAAACACAGUAUCAAGGAAGACCCAGAUCAUAUUUUGAAUCACAGUAUUCUCACAACAAUUUCAGAUCAGAUUCUGCUUCACAGUAUUCUAAUAGUAACAGGAGACCGCAUGUCAGCAGCUGCUCUACCGUGAACAGAAGUUAGUCUUGCAUUUAUUAACGUUAUCAUGAGUCAAGUAUAACUUCGGCUAUAUUAUUCCCUUUUCCAGCAGAAUCAAAGCAAAUCGUCUGCUGUUUUUGGGGGGUUUUUUUCUCAUGAUUUUCAUAAUUGUCUCUCACGAUUGGCUGGGGGUUAUGAAUGGAUAUUUUGAUAUCUUCAGCUUAAUUUUACGAAUUGCUUGAAUCAAACUUUAUUCUCUGUAAAGCUAUAUCCUUUUGAGGUUAUGGGUGGAAAAUGUACACCAUUUGUUGACUUGGCUUCUGUGAUUCCUCUGACAAUGUAGAUUUUAAGUGGAGUUUGUUUUUAUGAUCAGGGUAUUGAAAAGGUGAUAUUGAGCAA
Molecule: messenger RNA, 2120 nt
Organism: Asparagus officinalis (garden asparagus)
Lineage: Eukaryota; Viridiplantae; Streptophyta; Magnoliopsida; Asparagales; Asparagaceae
Exons: 6
Coding region: 171-1766 (531 amino acids)
Biological process (GO): mRNA destabilization
Cellular component (GO): cytoplasm
Molecular function (GO): mRNA binding
Source: RefSeq, a predicted model, not a curated record